AUGAGUUUAUCCUUGCAUGCCCGGAGUUUACUUCUCUGUUUCUACACUCUCCUAUUUUUCUCGCCAACACAUCUCCAAUAUACGCCUACCAAAGCCAACUGCUGCAUCUUAGAUGAAAGAUUUGGUAGUUUUUGUCCAACUACAUGUGGCAUUGCAGAUUACCUGUCGACUUACCAUGAUGACAUAGACAAGGACCUACAGGCAUUGGAAGACAUCUUAAAUGGCGUUGAAAACAAAACAGCAGAAGCCAAAGAACUCAUCAAAGCGAUCCAAGUCAGCUACGACCCCAGUCAGCCAUCAAGACCAAGUGUUAUAGAGGGAGCUACUCAGAAAUCCAAGAAAAUGUUAGAAGAUAUAGUGAAAUAUGAAAACUUGGUUGUAACACACGAAUCAAGUAUCCGAUUUUUGCAGGAAAUAUAUACUACAAAUAGCCAAAAAAUUGCUAACCUCAAACAGAAGGUAACCCAACUUGAAGCAAAAUGUCAGGAACCUUGCAAAGACACAGUAAAAAUACAUGAUACAACUGGAAAAGAUUGUCAAGACAUUGCAAACAAAGGAGCCAAAGAGAGCGGUCUUUACUUUAUCAAGCCUCUGAAAGCUAAGCAGCAGUUCUUGGUCUAUUGUGAAAUUGAUGAAUCUGGAAAUGGGUGGACUGUGCUUCAGAGGAGACUUGAUGGUAGUGAAAAUUUCAAUAGAAAUUGGAUUCAGUUUAAAGAAGGAUUUGGACAUCUGUCUCCUACUGGGACUACAGAGUUCUGGCUGGGAAAUGAGAAGAUUCACUUGAUAAGUACACAGUCUGUAAUUCCAUAUGCAUUACGAGUGGUAUUAAAAGACUGGAGUGGCAGAACCAGUACUGCAGACUAUGCUACAUUCAAAGUGGGGCCUGAAGCUGACAAAUACCGCUUGACAUAUGCAUACUUCAUUGGUGGAGAUGCUGGAGAUGCCUUUGAUGGCUAUGAUUUUGGAGAAUAUCCUACUGACAAGUUUUUCACAUCUCACAAUGGGAUGCAGUUCAGUACCUGGGACAAUGACAAUGAUAAGUAUGAUGAUGGCAACUGUGCUGAACAGGAUGGAUCUGGCUGGUGGAUGAACAAGUGUCAUGCUGGCAACCUUAAUGGAAUUUAUUACCAAGGUGGCAAUUAUGCAAAAUCAUCUACACCUCAUGGCUUUGAUAGUGGCAUUAUUUGGGCAACCUGGAAAUCCCGGUGGUAUUCUAUGAAGGAAACUACCAUGAAGAUAAUUCCACUCAACAGACUCUCCAUAGACGGACAGCAACAUUUCCUAGGAGGAGCCAAACAGGUUCGACCUGAUGACCACUAUGUUGAAAUAGAAAACGAUUAA
Molecule: messenger RNA, 1341 nt
Organism: Elephantulus edwardii (Cape elephant shrew)
Lineage: Eukaryota; Metazoa; Chordata; Mammalia; Macroscelidea; Macroscelididae
Gene: FGG
Product: fibrinogen gamma chain
Exons: 9
Coding region: 1-1341 (446 amino acids)
Biological process (GO): blood coagulation; protein polymerization; platelet activation
Cellular component (GO): fibrinogen complex
Molecular function (GO): signaling receptor binding
Source: RefSeq, a predicted model, not a curated record